Messenger RNA from Desarmillaria tabescens, 1068 nucleotides. RefSeq lists its product as uncharacterized. The transcript is spliced from 3 exons. The coding region runs from base 1 to 1068 and encodes 355 amino acids. The record is from RefSeq and is a predicted model, not a curated record. NCBI's taxonomy places the organism in Eukaryota, Fungi, Basidiomycota, Agaricomycetes, Agaricales, Physalacriaceae.
AUGGAAAAGUACGAAGAGGAGGGCCACCGGCCGUCCAGUCGCACCCUCAACCUCAUCCGCGAGACGGCAGAGCCCAUUUAUACCAGCCUCACCACCGAAGGACUCCCAACAGCUAAGGGCGCCUAUUCCGCGGUUAAUUUUGCGGGACCAGAUGCGUCAAAGCAAUAUUCGGCGGAUGAUCUGCGGGCCCUUGGUUUUUCGGAGGUUCCAUGGGAGGGUUUCGACCCCAGGCCAAUUGUUGACUGCAAAGGGCGCAUUGUGGCAGUCAUCGCAGGUCAGCCGCGUGAUCCAAGCUACUCCGCAGCGUGCAUGGAGGUCCAUGACGAUAUCUUGCGGGAGGGCCAGACCGCAAACUUCCGCAAGAACUGUCAUGGCCGUCGCGGCGGCUUUCCGGCGGUAAAUGUUGGAAUAUCGUACGGGAAAGGCCAGAAAGUACCAUCCCGCCUUCAGAAUGGCGUUUUAGCCGGCAUCAUCAACCGCCUUGUCGGAAGUGAGGCGGUCAGGCGAAUGGCCUCCUAUGCAAGCGCCUCCUAUAACCUCUGGGCACCACGGUUGCACCGACACUAUGAAGAACACCUCAGUGUGCUCUACGAAAAGCUACCACACCUUCGCCCCAACUUCCCCAGGUCUAUCUUUCCCUGUGCUACCUUCAACUUUGGUGGCAACGUCUGGACCUUCAAGCACAGGGACAUCAUGAACUGCCCUUAUGGAUGGUGCGCCAUCACAGCCCUAGGCCGCUUUGACCAUCGACGAGGGGCGCACCUCAUACUUUGGGAACUCAAGCUCUUUAUUCAAUUUCCGCACGGCGCCACAGUUUUCAUUCCCUCAGCCACCAUCACUCAUUCCAAUACCCCCCCGGCCGAAGGGGACAGCAGGACAUCUUUUACGCAGUUUUUGGCUGGCGGCAUUCUACGGUGGGUAGAUAAUGGCUUUCGCACGGAGAAGGAGAUGGCUAGGCAGGAUCCAGCUGCGCAUGCAGAGAUGCAGAAGCGCAAGGCGACGCGCUGGGAGAUGGGACUAGGGCUAUUAUCUACAUUGGAUGAAAUAUUAGAACCAAUAGCUCCGUAG